AUUUCGCGCGUCAUUCACUUUACUGGUCAAUUACAGCAGAUAAGAACACAGACUAGCAGACUACCCCCUCGAUAAGAAUGAUCAAUGAUCAUUGAUCAGCAAUGAUCAGUUUAUAAUUUCUGUAAUUAUUUCGGGUGGCAAAAAUUAAGCACGAGUGAGUACAUGCACCACUUAUCAUCGUCUAAUCUGCUGCAAACUGUUGCUAUUUUAAAAAAAAUGCAGUUUAUGACGUAAAAAUGUUAGGUUAGGUCUCUGACAUUCCUGGAACCGUUAGAGGGUGAGACGGUUAUUUUCAAUUUUUACACUACUCUAACGAAAUUCUAGACACUAAAAUGCCAACUUUCGAGUAUUCGAAAGCGUUAACAGAAUGGGGAAGAUCGUCGUGGAAAAACGUGCACACCUGUAAACUGUGCCCCUAUUUCACAACAUCAAUUUUGUGUAUGGUGAACCACGUCAAACGACACCGUUUUCCUGUGGAAAAAUUCACAUGCACAAACGCUGAAAUUGACUUCUACCACUGUAUAGACUGUGAUUUUAAAACGGAACUAACCAUUCUGUUCAAACAACACGUCGCUAAAUAUCACGGCCUUAAGACAGAAUCUAGUGAGGACUUCUGUACACAAAACUACGUUUGCGAAAAGUGCAACUUUGAAACAAACUUCUCGUUAAAGUGGUUUCAACAUAUUUCAACAUGCACUGUAACGAAGGAAAACCUUGAAAGUGUGAAUUCCGACGAAAUACGUUGGUAUUACUGUGCGCAAUGUUCGUACAAAUCCAAACUCAAAGUUUACUUAAAACGUCACAUUCAGAAUAGCCAUGCAGCCAAGCGUUUUACGUGUGACAAGUGUUCAUAUAAAACUAGACAUAAACGAGGUUUAAAAUACCACAUAGAUCGAGUCCACUUAGGUCUAAUAGAUGAUAAGUCGUGGAAUUGCGAGAAAUGUCCUUUCAAAACCAGAACAAGGAACAAUUUAAAAUUACACAUGUAUAACAUGCACUCGAACGAAGACGAAGUUAAAUGGUACGAAUGCCCUGACUGUACAUUCAAAACUAAGCAAAAAAAUUAUUUACAGACGCACGUAAACGCAAAACAUCUAGACGAAGAAGAAGUUACGUGGUACGAAUGUGAACAGUGUCCAUUCAAAACAAAAAUCGCGAACGGUUUAAGAAAUCAUGUAAUUUGUCGACAUUCGGAGAAGAGAGAAUUUAAGUGGCACCAUUGUGCGACCUGUUCAUAUAAAUGUAAAACGAGGAAUCAAUUAAAGCUGCAUUUAAUUCGCCACCAUUCAGAUACGAAAUCAUUUCAGUGCAACUAUUGCUCAUAUAACACUAAACAGGAACAUUAUUUAAAAAGACAUAUAACGAACUGCCACUCGGAUGGAAAGGAUGUUGAAUGGUACACAUGCGAACAGUGUCCAUUUAAAACCACAGUGAAAAACGGUUUAAAAACACAUACAGAUGCCGUUCACUUGAAAAAAGACAUUGAUAAACCGUUUAAAUGCAAAGAGUGUGAAUUCAAAACUACGAAUCAAAAAAAUUUAAGGAUACACAUCAAUAGAAACCAUUUAGACGAAAACAAAAGUAAAAGGUACGAAUGCGCACAUUGUCCCUACAAAACUGUGAACUCGUCGCAUUUAAAACGUCACGUGGUUUCUAAACACCUGGACGACGAAAAAGUCGAGUGGUACGAUUGCAAAGAGUGUCAAUACAGAACUAAGAGAAAAAUCCUUUUAAACUUGCACAUAAGGUCGAGACAUUUAGAUGAAGAAGAAAUUGAUUGGCACGAAUGUCAAAUUUGUACGUUCAAAAGUAAACGAGCGCAGGGCUUAAAACAGCAUGUAGCUUCUCAACACACCGCUGAAGAAGAAAUCAAGUGGCACGAAUGCGGAGAGUGUCCUUUCAAAACUAAGUACCAGAGACAGUUAAAGAACCACAUAACGAGAAAACAUCGAGAUGAAGAAAAAAUUUAGUGGUACGAAAAACCAAGGACGGUGUGAAUGUACGAACUGUUUUUAUAAAAGUAACUAAAAUUCUGUUGAGAAGGCAUUGCUUUGUACACUAUGUUUUAUCUUUUUAUUAAAACUUUGAAAAACAA
Molecule: messenger RNA, 2095 nt
Organism: Zophobas morio
Lineage: Eukaryota; Metazoa; Arthropoda; Insecta; Coleoptera; Tenebrionidae
Product: zinc finger protein 142-like
Exons: 2
Coding region: 333-1970 (545 amino acids)
Biological process (GO): regulation of transcription by RNA polymerase II
Molecular function (GO): DNA-binding transcription factor activity, RNA polymerase II-specific; RNA polymerase II transcription regulatory region sequence-specific DNA binding
Source: RefSeq, a predicted model, not a curated record